Messenger RNA from Morchella sextelata, 1860 nucleotides. RefSeq lists its product as uncharacterized. The record is from RefSeq and is a predicted model, not a curated record. Lineage: Eukaryota; Fungi; Ascomycota; Pezizomycetes; Pezizales; Morchellaceae. The transcript has 5 exons. The coding region runs from base 1 to 1860 and encodes 619 amino acids. Gene Ontology annotation, biological process: double-strand break repair. Gene Ontology annotation, cellular component: nucleus; site of double-strand break.
AUGAGCGAGAAUCCGCACUCAUCGCAAGCAGCCCCGGUAGAUGAGUAUCGGGUUUUGUGGACAGCCCAAAAAAAGCAAAAGCUCAAAAAAUGGCACGACGGAUUCCUCCGAUUUCACAAAUUCAACAAGCGCCUAUUGGUCUAUGAUGACGCUCGGCAUCUUGUGGCGGACAUGUACCUCCGCGGGCGCGACGCAAUCGAAGAAGGCGACGACCUGGAAUUCGAAAACCACCUCGUGACAGUCGAAGAUUUCAAAGGAACCGUAGUCCAAGACCUAACGCCAUUAUUUACGUCCACCGUGAAGCGAAAACAGCAAAUCCAAGUAGCAAAUACCCUCAUAAGCUCGGAAACACCCAACCAGGCGAAUCGCCAUGGACCUUGGGGGCCUAGCAGUCGGAAUGCUACACCGACUCCCCACCAACGUCCCAUGACUGCUGCGGCGAGGUUUCCUCAGACGCCCGUACAGCAAAGGCCAACGAAUAUGGGUAUGAGCUUACAGCAGUCCAUACGGGCGAACAAUAAUAUCCAACAUCCUCAUCCAUAUCAGGGCGGGUCACUAGGUCAAGCUCAAAGCCUCCCCACGAGGAUAGAGCCAGCUCAGAGGUCAAAUAGAAUCUCGAACCCCAAUCCGCCAAUACAGCAGCUGCGGAAAUCAGGUCCGCAAGUAUCAGAUGCAGCUACAUCUUCUACUAGCUAUCGGCCUCCGCUCAAUGCUUUAGGCGGUCCGCCAAGCCCUAAUAGGCGAUUAAACCAGCCCUCCAAGCAACAAGCACCCCCGGGGCCUCCUCAGAACCAUCGGUCCUCCAUUGGGCGCAAGAACGCCCCUUCAUGUCCAGCUCCACCCCAUGUAAACCGAGGGUCUCUCAACUUGAACGGAUUCUCUGAUGCGGUCCGACCUCUAAAGUCUCCCCUAAAACAUAGUAGGACCAAUAAUAUUUUUUCGAAUCCAGCUCCUGUAAACAAAAGCACGCCAGAUCUAGUUAUAGACACAGAUAGUGAUGGUGAGCUAUUUGGGUCCCCACCCGACUUUAGUAUUUCUGCAUCUCCUCCACCCGCCCAAGAAACAGACCUGAGACCUGCCAGUGCCUCAAAGCGGUCAUUGAACGAGUCUAGGAAUCAAGAUAAUGAUCCCCGUGCAUUCAAGCCCCCAUCUAGGGGGAAGACUAUAUCCUCGCCCGAAAAAACUCCAAGCAGGGGCCGGGUGGCUAUGUCAAACACGGAUACGGGUGAAGGCAGCAAUUCCCGUAUAUCUCAACCUUUACGGAACCAGAGGUCUUCUGCUGCUCCCUUGAGAAACCCUCAAGUGGCGGUGGUUGAUAGUGAUCCAAUCACGAGUUCCGGCGAUGAAAGUGAAAAGGAGAAGGAGCCAUUCGAGCCCCUCGUAACUACUGGUAAAAUUCUGCUGGGAAACACCGCAAAACGGAAAAGAACCAAGCUCCUGUGCCAAAGACCUUCUCCGGUGGCCCCAAAAGAACCAUCUAGAGGUACAAAGGACCGGGAGAGUGUAGCUAAAAAGCCCAGAAAGGAACCAGCCUCAAAAGCACCUUCUCCGCCCACGGUUACAGACAAAACCCCGAACGAGGAUGUAGUUAUGGUAGAUUUUGCCGAUGAUGCUCCGAUCCCACCUCCCCCGGCAGUAAAGAAAAGCCUAAGCGCUUUCAAGUUCCAGCCCCCGACAAGAGUUUACCAGAACAAUAGUGGCGAUAAAGGCAAGGGCAUUUCAAACGAUGCGCAGUACAGAAUAGAGGAGAAAGAGGACACGGUUGAAUACCAGAAGGAGCACGAUAUUGGCCCGUGGAGCUCGGAGGCGCUCUUCUUGUUUGAUUGGAGGCCGCCGGGUAUGAGUGAGAAAGGAAAAUAA